ACGAUAACGUCUUUUUCUGACAUUUGAUGAUUUUUACACUCAUUUUAAAAAAUUAUCAGAUAAUUUCUCUCUUUUUUUUACCCUUGUUAAAUAAUUGCCAUCAGUUAGAUGGAAAUAUAUCAAAUACUCCCUUGGCAUUAAGCCAACUACUUUUUUUUACUGACCUUUUUUACACUUCUGAUUUUAAAGCCUAAAAAUAAGUAAAGUGAAGAUGGGUAUUAUUUUGUAUGAAAUGGAAUGCAGUCCUCCUUGUGCAGCUGUUCGGAUGACUCUUGGUCACCUGGGAAUCAAAGUUGAAUCUAAGCUUCUUGAUUAUUAUGCCAAUGAUCACAUGAAACCUGAAUAUUUAAAGAUAAAUCCGCAACAUAUUGUACCUACCAUAGAUGACAAGGGCCUGAUUCUUUGGGAAAGCCGUGCUAUCCUAUCAUAUAUAGUGGACAAGUAUGCACCAGGCAAUCCUUUAUAUCCUAAAGAUGUCAAAGAAAGAGCCAUUAUUGAUAGGCUCCUCUACUUUGAUAUUGGCACUCUCUACAAGGCUAUAACUGAUUAUAUGUAUCCUACAUUUUUCUUGGGCCAGCCACCUGACAGUGAAAAGAAAGAAGCUGCUGAUAAAGCUAUAGGAUUUCUGGAAGGAUUCCUCAGCCAAACUUCAUAUGUUGCUGGAAACCAUUUGACCAUUGCGGAUUUCUCAAUAUUUGCAAGUCUCACUUACCCUCUCUUUUUUGACUAUGGUUUAACUGCAUUUCCUAAAGUGACUGCCUGGAUGAACAAGAUAAAAUCACAAGUUCCUGAGUACAAAGAGCUAAUCGAAACCCCAAUGACCAAAAUGAUUGAAAGUAUGAAGUCAGACAAACAAGCCUAAUUUUCAAUCUAUAUUUCGUUUCACAAUUUGUAUUACGUUUUCAUACCAAAGUGCAAAAACUUAUAUAGUACAAUUUUACAACUUUUAUUUUAAUGUUCUUCUGUAACAAUGUUGAUUUAAAUAAAUCGAAUUCUAUUUGAAA
This is a messenger RNA of Parasteatoda tepidariorum (common house spider), 1004 nucleotides long. RefSeq names its product glutathione S-transferase 1. Gene Ontology annotation, biological process: glutathione metabolic process. The record is from RefSeq and is a predicted model, not a curated record. Gene Ontology annotation, molecular function: glutathione transferase activity. Lineage: Eukaryota; Metazoa; Arthropoda; Arachnida; Araneae; Theridiidae.